Molecule: messenger RNA, 997 nt
Organism: Carcharodon carcharias (great white shark)
Lineage: Eukaryota; Metazoa; Chordata; Chondrichthyes; Lamniformes; Lamnidae
Exons: 4
Coding region: 442-861 (139 amino acids)
Biological process (GO): signal transduction
Molecular function (GO): protein binding
Source: RefSeq, a predicted model, not a curated record
CGGGGGCGUGGCCUUUGAGCGGCCUCUGGACAUGAAGAGAGGUCUGUGGGGGUGGGGAGGCCAUUUGCAGUCAGGAGACGGAGCAGUUAUAAGUGGUUGUGAAGAAGGCCCAUGAUUAGCAAGGCGAAGCCUGACGGUUCCUGUGAGGGAGUUUGGGUGUAAUCCUGCUCUUGGCCCACAUGAAGUGCAGUAAAAGGCACUCACCAUGAGGAGCUUUAUAUCCAGAACAAAAACAUAAAUACCUGGAAAAACUCAGCAGCUCUGACAGCAUCUGCAGAGGGAUACAGUUGACGUUUUGAGUCCGUGUGACCCUUCAUCAGAAUUAAGACAUAUACAUCCUGGCUCUCUUUCACGUUUACCAAGUCCAAGAAACCCGCAUAACAACUGGGUAAAUGCUCAAGCACAAGGAGGAUCUCAGAGGUUCACAAUAUCCAGUUGCUGAUGACCAUGCCUUGCAGAACCCAGGAGGAUGCAGUGAUCAACCUGAAGUCUGUCCAGGAACUUGCCAAAGACCUGGGCUUUCAAUGGACCAUCGUGGCCAACGAGCUGGGCUUCACCAGGGCAGAGAUCGGCCGUUUUCAUGCAGCCUCUAUGCAGAAAAAGGUGCAAGCAAAGAAAAUGUUAGAGAGCUGGUAUGAAAAAUCAUGGAACAAAAUGAAUAAAACAAAGUUACUGCAGGAUGCUCUGGAGAGGGCUGGACAAAAGGACCUGGCAGAAAAACUGCAAUGUCUGCACUGGGGGCAUCAGAAACUCAGCAGCCGUGUGGAGCUACCCUCAGCCUUCCCAUUCCUUAUCGUCAUCCACAAGACCAUCAAUAAUAGGGAGGGCCUGCAGAAGAUCAAUCAGCUCAGCCAUAAAUAAGAAAGAAAGAACACUGGCUGUUGUCUUUUAACAACGCUCUAUAAAGUAAACAGUGAUAUUAAUAAACUUAAAAAUGUUGCUUCAGCUGUAUAAAUCUGUAGUGGUGUGAGAGACACAGUAAAAGCAGCAAACUUUA